This is a messenger RNA of Erythranthe guttata (spotted monkey flower), 1311 nucleotides long. Its product is annotated as transcription factor-like protein DPB. Gene Ontology annotation, cellular component: nucleus; transcription regulator complex. Gene Ontology annotation, biological process: regulation of transcription by RNA polymerase II; regulation of cell cycle. The record is from RefSeq and is a predicted model, not a curated record. Gene Ontology annotation, molecular function: RNA polymerase II transcription regulatory region sequence-specific DNA binding; DNA-binding transcription factor activity, RNA polymerase II-specific. NCBI's taxonomy places the organism in Eukaryota, Viridiplantae, Streptophyta, Magnoliopsida, Lamiales, Phrymaceae.
CCGCUUAGUUUUUCAUUUUUGAUUUUUUUUUCCAAAAAUGGUGAAUGAUGAUAACUAUAGUAAUCAAGAAGAGGGGAAAGGGAAUAAAAACCCAUCAACCAUCUCCAGAGGCGGCGGCGGUGGUGGUGGUGGGGGUGGGGGAGGAGCCACCAGGUCAUGGGGCACCACAGUUUCCGGCCAAUCUAUGUCGACUAGCGGCAGCGUGGGUUCCCCAUCCAGCCGGAGCGAAGCUCCGGUAGCGACUCCGGCGAGCGACAGCACAUUUAUCCGAUUAAACAAUCUCGAUAUCCAAGGGGAUGAUGCUGGAUCUCUAGGGCCUGCUGGGAAGAAGAAGAGAGGCCAACGUGCAGUCGGAGGCGAUAAGAAUGGCCGAGGGCUUCGUCAGUUUAGUAUGAAAGUGUGCGAAAAAGUCGAAAGCAAAGGGAGAACUACAUAUAACGAGGUGGCGGAUGAACUUGUUACUGAAUUUGCAGAUCCCAACAAUAAUCUUGCAUCUCCAGACCAGCAACAAUAUGAUGAAAAAAAUAUACGUAGAAGGGUAUAUGAUGCUUUAAACGUGCUAAUGGCGAUGGAUAUUAUUUCGAAAGAUAAAAAAGAAAUACAGUGGAAGGGUCUACCUCAUACAAGCUUGAACGACGUUGAGGAGUUGAAGACUGAGCGUAUUGGACUUAGAAGUAGAAUCGAAAAGAAAGCAGCUUAUCUUGACGAGCUCGAGGAGCAAUACAUUGGUCUUCAAACCCUCGUACAGCGAAACAAGCAACUAUAUGGCUCGGGAAAUGCUCCAAGUGGUGGAGUGGCUUUGCCUUUUAUUUUGGUGCAGACUCGUCCUCACGCAACCGUAGAAGUGGAAAUAUCAGAAGAUAUGCAGCUGGUGCAUUUCGAUUUCAAUAGCACUCCUUUCGAGCUACACGACGAUAAUUACGUUCUCAAGGCAAUGAAAUUUUGUGAGAGAACACAUGUCGGUGGUGGUGCAGGAAGGAAUAUUCCGGCAGAUAGUGGUGGUGCAAGCUCCAGCAUGGCCACAUUGUACCACCCGCAUCGUUCUAGGUCAAAUAUCUCAGGUAGGCCACCCCCCUCGCCCCCCCUACCCGGAAUUAUAAAAGCUCGUGUUAAGCACGAACAUUAGUUUCUCUUACAUAGAAAAAAAAAGGCUUCAAUUUCUUCAGUAAAACUACAUUUGUAUAUUGUGUAAAAUUUACUAGACGGGCUUGUUUGUAAGCCUUCUAUUUUUAUCUUAGGAAAUAUUUCGUUUAUCGAUUUGGUAAUAUUCGGGCAUUUAAUAAUAUAUUAUUUUCCUUAUGUUUUUUUUUU